AUGAAUAAAAUUAAGCUUUCCUUCAGAAGCCAAUAAAAGCAAAACCAAUUUUUUACAGAUCAACUUCCAAUGCUAACUUUUUUUUAUGAAAGAGUGUGCAUUUUUGGAUCAAUCAGUGCAGUAAUUAUUUUUUCUUUAGAAUUCACAUACCCUAUUGGAUUUGGCAAUAGCAAAUAUCUUAUAAUUUGUUUGCCCUUGGUAUUUUUCAUUUCCUUUAAACUAAUCAAAAGGUACCCAAAAUUAUUUAACUACAUUUUACCUCUCAACAAUCUUCUAAUUGGUUUACUCUACAAUAUCAACCUUCUAUUUAAUUUCAUUCCCGACUUAAAUUUAAUGAUUGGAUAGACAGUUGUUUUAGUUUAAUUCAGCCUGCUUUUGGGUUCGAACUUUGUUCUAAAUAUGGCAAUUAUAAUAUUUAACUUUUCCACUUUAAUUUUAGUGUAAACAGUAGUUCAGAAAUCAUUUAAUGGAAAUCAAAUAAUGUUCAUAUUAGGUAAUCAAGAAUAACAUAAUUUAGCUCUUAUUUUGUCCUGCUUGUCUUAUUACUCCAAUGAAUAUCAGAAACGAGAGUUUUUCUUACUAAAAUAGCGAGACGAUGUGCAAUAUGGCAGCUUGAUCGAACAAUUUAGUAUAUAACUAAUGAAAAUUAAGUAUGACAGAAGAACAAAUUUCCUCAAAUUAGAAUCCUAAAAUCAUCCAUAAGCAGGAUUCAAUUUCUCUACCUAAGAGGAGUUUAGAUAAUUCAUCAGAUAAAUUCAAAUUUUAAAACAACAAAGGAAUACUCUGAUCUAAUCUAAAAUGUCCUCUUCAAGAAUAAGGAAUGAUUUUACUUAGUAGAAUUCUCAAAUUCGAUUUCCUCGGCUAUCUGUUCCUAAUUUGGAGAAUACUGAAACUCUGGAACAAUUACUACAUAAAUCAUUUACCUCUUAAAAAAAUGAGAAUUUUGAUUUCUUAUAGGGUUACGACACUAUUGGGAAAUGCGAUUAUAAAAUAAAAAUCUUAUAUAUAAUUGAAAAAGGUGAAGCGAAGGCAAUAGUAUUACUUUAGUAGAAUGAAGUGAAAAGACAGUUAAUUAAAGUCAAAUAAUAACGAGAUUAUCUAAGAAAGGUGAUAUCGUAAUUUCAAUCCAUUUUUGAAAUUCGAAUAAAAUAGUUGAGUUCACUUAUAAAUCCAAAGAAAUGCCUAUCAUAUACUAUUUUAUCUUCAGAAAUAUCGUUUCGCCUCGUUUAAUUCAUAUCAGAGUACUUCUCAAUUUGUAUAAGCAAAAACGACAUUCCAAAAUUGAAAAUUUCAACUAUUUAUAUAGAAAAUCUAUUAUAAUAAAUAGAAAACCGUAUUAAGGAUUACUUGGAUUCAAGAUUAAUAAAAUUUACAUAUCAAACAGAUCACAAUUUAAUUAUAAUUAAUGAUACUUAUCUAAUAACUCAUUUAAUACUAAGUCUAUUGUGUUUUUUGGUUCAAAAAUCUCCAGUAUAAAUCAGUUUAUACAUAAACUAGAAUUAAGAAUCAAAGAAUUAAGUGGCAAAUGUGGAUGAGAUCAUAAUCAAAAUAAACGCUUAAUUUACUGGAACUCCAAAGAGAGUAUUUGAAAUAGAUUGCUUUAAUUAAAUGAUAAAAAAGGUUAUCAAAAUUAUUGGUCCCACUGAAUAAUUGAUUAAUGAAUACGAUAACAAUUAGUUUGGAUAGGUAAUCAAAUUUGAAUGUGUUAUCUUUAAGAAUAUAAACUCAUUUAAAGACAUUUUUUCAAAACUCUGA
This is a messenger RNA of Paramecium octaurelia, 1755 nucleotides long. The record is from the annotation of a GenBank genome assembly. NCBI's taxonomy places the organism in Eukaryota, Ciliophora, Oligohymenophorea, Peniculida, Parameciidae.